Molecule: messenger RNA, 2837 nt
Organism: Paramisgurnus dabryanus
Lineage: Eukaryota; Metazoa; Chordata; Actinopteri; Cypriniformes; Cobitidae
Gene: mtmr9
Product: myotubularin related protein 9
Biological process (GO): phosphatidylinositol dephosphorylation; negative regulation of autophagy
Cellular component (GO): cytoplasm
Molecular function (GO): protein phosphatase binding
Source: RefSeq, a predicted model, not a curated record
ACUGUUUACAUUACAUCUUCUUUCUUUCGUUGAUUGCAUGCGGCCUGUUUUGGAUGUAGGGAUGAGCUAUUAUGUUGUGUCGAAGCGAUGUAAAGCUAGUCAUCCCGUCUGUUUUCAUAUUCGAAUGGAGUUCGCUGAGCUGAUUAAAACCCCUCGUGUGGACGGGGUGAUCCUUCACCGACCCUUCAUGCCCAAAGUGGAGGGAACUCUUUGUCUGACGGGACAUCACAUCAUCCUGUCCUCUCGCCAAGACAACACAGAGGAACUCUGGCUGCUUCAUGCCAACAUCGACUCUAUUGAGAAAAGAUUUGUCGGGCCACUUGGAACUAUUAUUGUAAAAUGUAAAGAUCUGCGAGUGAUCCAGUUGGACAUACCUGGCAUGGAUGAGUGUCUCAAUAUUGUCAGUUCAAUUGAGGCUCUGUCGACGCUGGACUCCGUCUCACUGAUGUAUCCGUUCUUCUAUCGUCCUCUCUUUGAGGUCAUAGAAGAUGGCUGGCAGUUGUUUCAACCAGAAGAGGCUUUCAAAGAUCUGGAGUCUAUGACAGAUGAAUGGAGACUGAGUGAGUUGAAUAAAGACUUCAGUGUGUGCCCCUCUUACCCCUCUGUGCUGACUGUGCCGAAAGUCAUCGAUGAUGAAACUCUAUCCAAAGCUGCUUCUUUCCGCCAUGGUGGCCGUUUCCCUGUGCUAAGUUACUACCACAAGAAAAACGGCAUGGUGAUGAUGCGAGCAGGGCAGCCGCUAACUGGAACCAAUGGGCGUCGCUGCAAAGAGGAUGAAAAACUGAUCAAUGCCACGCUUUGUGCAGGGAAGCGUGGUUACAUCAUUGACACACGGACAAUAGCUGUGGCGCAGCAGGCUAAAGCCAGGGGAGGUGGAUUUGAACAGGAAGCCAACUACCCACAGUGGAGGAGGAUCCAUAAAGCUAUUGAGAGGUCCAGUGUUCUUCAGGAGAGUUUGAUAAAGCUGGUGGAGGCCUGCAAUGAUCAGUCACACAGCAUGGACCGCUGGCUCAGUAAACUAGAAGCUUCUAACUGGCAAAGUCAUGUUAAAGAAAUCCUCACCACUGCUUGCCUGGCUGCACAGUGUAUCGACAGGGAAGGGGCUUCAGUUUUGGUUCAUGGCACAGAGGGCACAGAUUCCACCCUGCAGGUGACCGCUCUGGCCCAGAUCAUCCUUGAUCCGGCAUGCAGAACCAUCCGGGGAUUUGAAACUCUGAUUGAACGAGAGUGGUUGCAGGCAGGUCACCCGUUCCAACAGCGCUGCGCUCAGUCUGCGUAUUCAAAUUGGAGGCUGCGGAGUGAAGCCCCUGUGUUCUUGCUCUUCCUGGAUUGCGUGUGGCAAAUCCUCCGGCAGUUCCCCUGCUCAUUCCAGUUCAAUGAGAAGUUCCUCAUCAUGCUCUUCGAACACACUUAUGCCUCACAGUUUGGCACUUUCCUUGGAAACAGUGUGGCUGAGAGGGAGAAGCUGCAGCUGUCUCAAAAGACUGUGUCUCUGUGGUCAUGGGUGAACAGACCUCCGGAGCUGGAGAGAUUUCUUAACCCAUUGUACGAGCCAAAUAACCUGGUCAUCUGGCCAUCUGUGGCACCUCAGAGUCUUCUGCUUUGGGAGGGAGUAUUUCUUCGCUGGAAUCGCUCCACCAAGUGUUUAGAUGAGGCCAAUCAGGAGAUGGUCCAUAUUAUAGAGUACAACAAGGAGCUGCAGAACAAAGUGAACAGCCUGCGCAGGCAGCUGGCCCAGCUCGAGACCGAGGACGGCCCACUGCAGACACCGUAAAACAAACCAGUCCAACGUACUGAGAGAUUUCAACACUCCUGAUUCUCCUUAUCUUUACUACUGAAGAGGCUCUUCCAUGCACAUAGUGUAUGUACACACAUCCCUUCUUCUUCUGCCCAUGCUUCCCUUUCCUUACUCAAUUGCUUAACUUUAUCCAUGUUAAUGUCGAAUUUGCCUUUUAACAGGCAUUAUACAUUUAUUUGAAUAUAUUGCCACUUGAUUCGCAGCUGUAUUAGUGUGUCAUUGUGGUUAAAUAUUGUCAUUCAAACACUAUGCCAAUAUCAGAGCACCUGUUAUUCUUGCUUGGUUGUUUCAAUCAAGCUGACACUUUAAAAAAGUGUUCCAGAUCUGGAUGUCAUUUCACUACAAGACUUUGUUUAGAAAUUGUGUUUUGGUUUACACGAGAAAAGGGAUUACUCAUGUGCCAUAGUUUAGUUUAAGUCCUGUGCCACACAGUGCAAUAGACAAUAUAGCUAUAAACCAAUAGCGGUCUUAAAAGGGAAACAAUUUGGAAAGAAUCUUACAUAAUCUAUAACUUCUUCCAAAGAGAUGCUGUACACAUAAUAAAUAAAUUGCCGAAUUUGAUAGGUAUAAGAUCCCUCCCCCUUUUGUGCAUGGGUAAACACACAUGAAUAUAUUAAAAGAGUAAAUGAUUGCAUAUGCAAAAUCAAAAUGUAUGCAGGUGAAUGAAAAUUUAUGCUUAAAGGGGUCUUGGUCCAAAUUUCAGAUAUUCAAGACCACUCUAGCCUACACAUUUCAUAGGUUAUCAAAUAGGUUACGGCAUGUAUGAAUGGUUUUGAGUUCAUGGAAGGUUUUGAUACUGGAAAUAGACUGGACGUUGUUGUAAGGUGUUUUGGAAAUGUGCACAAGUUAAUCAUUUUUUAAUUGAUGUCAUUCUGGCACUUAAAUAGAUUCACUGACAUAUAUCAUUAAGAUUUGCCACUGUAUAAGCGUCUUAUUGUUUGUAUUGUUUCAGGCCUUGAUGUACAAAAUGUAUUACUGAUAGAAUUGUUAAGCUGAAGUAUGUUACAUUAUGUGGGCAUUAAAAUUAUCAUUUAAUGUA